Molecule: messenger RNA, 1188 nt
Organism: Rasamsonia emersonii CBS 393.64
Lineage: Eukaryota; Fungi; Ascomycota; Eurotiomycetes; Eurotiales; Trichocomaceae
Exons: 3
Coding region: 1-1188 (395 amino acids)
Biological process (GO): secondary metabolite biosynthetic process
Molecular function (GO): FAD binding
Source: RefSeq, a predicted model, not a curated record
AUGUCCAAAAUCACCGUUGCCAUCGCCGGGGGCGGCAUCGCGAGCCUGUCUCUCGCUGCGGGCUUGAUCAAACACUCCCAGUUCGACGUCCACAUCUACGAAGCGGUCACAGAGUAUCCAGAUCGCGGCGGGGGAAUGGCUCUUCACAAGAACGCCAUCUUGGCGAUGGAGCUGGUCGACCCAGACUUGAAGAAGGCGUACUUCUCUCGCGCCAUUCUCCUCGCGAGUGACGAGGAGCUAGAGCUAGCGACUCAGGUCAUCCUCGCUGCUGGGCCUGACAGCGGCCAGGUCGUCGGACACCUUGGACGAGCCAAAGGCAGGAGAACGAUUGCGAGGGCCGAUCUCCUGCACGGCUGGCGCGAGAUUCCGUCGGAGAGGAUCCAUUUCGGGAAGAAGCUGGUUGACAUUGAAGAACAAGGAACGAAAAUCGAGCUGCGAUUCCAAGACGGCACUACGGCCGUCGCCGAAUGUCUGAUCGGCGCAGACGGCGUGCACAGCUGCACGAGGAAAUAUCUUCUUGGAGCAGACCAUCCGGCCACAGCGCUCAAAAACCACGACGGCUGGGUCACCUACUCCCGACAGGUCCCAUGGACGAGGCCUGUCAGGUCGUCCGGGACGAAUGGACCAAGAAUGUUCCUAUUUUCUGCGGCCCAGACUCUGAGCUGUGGAGUCCAUCGACGUACCGCAGGCAGUGACCAGACGGAUAGGCCUUUUAAAAAGGAAUAUUUUGCGGCUUACAAUGAUGACUCCCGGGCUAUUGUUGAGCUCGUCAGUCGCGAUCCCAGUGCACACUGGACCCUGCAGGACCACGACCCAGAGCCGUACUACUACAAGAACAACAUCGCCAUGAUCGGGGACGCAGCGCACGCGACAAUGCCAUUCGCCGGUAACGGCGCCGGCCAAGCCAUCGAGGACGCGGCCGUCCUGAAAGCGCUCUUCUCAAGAGUCACCGAUCCCAGCCAGAUCGCGAAAGCAUUCGCUGCUUUUGACGCUGUGAGAAGAGAGCGGUCGCAACGAGUAGUCGAGAUCAGUCGGAAUUUUGGUCGCCUGUACUCAUAUUCCCUGGAUGAGGUGGGCGUUGAUCCGGAGAAAAUGACCAGAUAUCUGACGGAGAAGGGCUCGUAUCUGAACGAUGUCGAUCUGGAGGCGCAGAAUCGUGAUGCAAUUGCUUUGUAUGAAGCGUGCUGA